UGCGGUGAAGGGGGGGUGGGAUCUGAACAUGGCGGCGGUGGUAGCUGCUACGGCGCUGAAGGGCCGGGGGGCGAGAAAUGCCCGCGUCCUCAGGGGGAUUCUGUCAGGAGCCGCUGCUAACAAGGCUUCCCAGAACAGGAGCCGGGCACUGCAAAGCCACAGCUCCCCAGAGUGCAAGGAGGAGCCUGAGCCCCUCUCCCCUGAGCUGGAAUACAUCCCCAGAAAGAGGGGCAAGAACCCCAUGAAAGCUGUGGGACUAGCCUGGGCCAUCGGCUUCCCCUGUGGUAUCCUCCUCUUCAUCCUCACCAAGCGGGAAGUGGACAAGGACCGUUUGAAGCAGAUGAAGGCUCGGCAGAACAUGCGGGCAUCCAACACGGGCGAGUAUGAGAGCCAGAGGUUCAGGGCCUCCUCCCAUCAUGCCCCAUCUCCUGAAGCUGGGUCGGGGGUGCAGUCAUGAGGAGCACUGCAACCCUCCCCUAAACUCUGGACUCGUGGCCUCCAGACUCUCCAGUCCUUUCUGGUCCUUGCCUCUGAGGCCCACCAGAGGGCGCAUGAAGCCCAGGCUCCUGCCAACCCCAUUCCUCCUGAAAAACCAGCCAAAGACGAAUAAAGUUACUGUCUGAGUGGAAAGGAA
Molecule: messenger RNA, 634 nt
Organism: Dama dama (fallow deer)
Lineage: Eukaryota; Metazoa; Chordata; Mammalia; Artiodactyla; Cervidae
Product: probable hydrolase PNKD
Exons: 3
Coding region: 29-457 (142 amino acids)
Source: RefSeq, a predicted model, not a curated record